Molecule: messenger RNA, 6762 nt
Organism: Paramuricea clavata
Lineage: Eukaryota; Metazoa; Cnidaria; Anthozoa; Malacalcyonacea; Plexauridae
Source: the annotation of a GenBank genome assembly
CUAAUCCUAUUUUUGCUGUAGUGCAUCACCUAAAGCCAGUAAACAAUUUCAAUGAAAAUCACAGUUAUGAUUUGCCUUAAGCAUAAAACCAUAAACAUCAUUAUUAUGCCAAGCUCACUUAAUGAAAUCGGUGAAGCCUAACUUGCUUGUCGUCUAUGCAUUAGUAGGUAAUCAGGUAGCAUAACCAAUCGGAAAUUAAACGGCUGGUAUGUUGUACGCGUAAUUCUUAAUGAGUCGAAGAGUGCAUAAAAGACACCCAAUUUCUAUCCCAUAGUUAAACCGAAGAAGACAUUCAGGAAAGAACAACUUGGAAGGACAUCUUGCUUUUGUUGAAAGUAAGUUCGACGACUAUUAUCUAUAUAUUCAGUACAGAAGCACUAUUUUCGUCGUGUUCUCAUUUUAGAAGCUCGAGGGGUAUAUAUAAGUCAUCACUCGAACCGUCCAAAUUCGUCUUAUAUUUUUCAUAUUCAUGCAGUUGUAGCAACCGAGCUGUGUGAUUUCACUGUGAGUUGUAUUUGAUUCGUAAAAUAGGUACACGUUCUUCGUACAUUAAAUGUAGGUACAUGCAGACCGUACAGUACAUAGUCAUACAACGCCCAAACCAGCCGAAUUAGCGGUUUACUGCAUGAGCAUACAUUUAGGGCUUCGCAACAGGAUAUCCCAUAUUGCCGAAACGGACAGGGCGUUCAAAGCAUGGCUAUAUUCUAGCUAAACCGGCAGCAUAUUACUACAAAUAAUUCGGCAUGAUCUGAUCUUUGUAUUCAUUCAUAUAGAUUAUGCACAGACUCAACUUAUGCCUGUUUUCAAACUUUAAAUGAUCAAAUUCCGCAUUGAACAAGAACUAUAGAUUUUUGCCGUCUCAGCGUAUCCCUAUAGAAAAUGUUCUGUUUAGCAUCCCGCCUUGACCGCCGUACUUUAUUCGAACGAUCGUUUACGCAUGUGUCCGUAUUAUAGUUACGAAAAAAUAUUCAAACCCGGCUCAAUAUAGCAUACAGAUGUUGAUCGAUCUUAUAUAUUUUCUGUUUGUAGGAACACGCCCCAGUUAUUUUGAGAUUGAAGAAAAACGACGUUCCAAUCAUUUAAAAAUGCUCAGGUUGUCAGCAAGUUUUGUCGCGCUUUUGUUCGUAACCGGUAAGUAUCGUGAUAGAUUGUGCAUGUUUAUUGUAUACAAUAGAUAUAAAAUAAUAUGCUUCAUGUACAUUUUGCACUUUCAGUCAGUGAGCCUAUAUAUAGGCCGGUUCAGUUGUCGAAUUCCUUAUGAUUUUGUCGGUUCAUGUGUUUUUGAUUGUGAUGGACUAUACAUAAUCUAAAGUUCACUUUGAACUGCAAGUUAGGGUAGCGAAGAUAGCAAACUCGUCAAAAAUAUUUCUCUAAUACUAUAGGUAUUUUAUAAUGCAACACUAGUUCAGUGCACAUACAUGGCGGGUAUAUUUACACAAAACUAGAAUCCAUUAGAUUAAGUUUAAAUCAGGACGCUGCAUGCAUAUACAGCUACCUCGACCUCUUGAGGCGGUUUUCCACCAAUAGGCGAAAUUUUUCGACCGAAUCGAAAUUUUUUUUGUCUUACAACAAGCACUCAGAUGGAACUAAACAGAAAUCUUUUGAAUUUGAUCGAAAAAUUUCGGUUCGAUCGAAAAAUUUCGCCUAGUGAGUAGUGGAAAACCGCCUUAAGUGCGUAAAGUACGAUGGACAUGCAUGCAGUAUAUAAUUGGCAGUCCGAACACUCCAUAUACCGAGGUGUCCCAUGCAAAAACACCAAAACUAUUGAAAUAACAUUUUUUUAGAUUUGAAUGCCUCAGCACUCUGCUGAAUCCACAAGUGUAUAAAAGCUUGACAUUUUAUGCAUGAAGAAACUGUUUAAGAAGCUGCUUAAAAUUCCCGGCCAAGAGGAGAAAAUCGUGCGCUGUAUAGCCUACAUGCAAAGAUUCGUAUUUUAAUUUCUUGAAUUAGGAAGUCAAUAUUUAUAAUAUAUGCACCCUGUCAAUGUUUUACGCAUCUUUGCAUUCAGCUUAGUGCUAGGGCAUUCAAAUCGAUCUGACAAUACGUUAUUUAAAUAGUUUUGGGUUUUUUAACGGUUAAGCGGUUACUACAUUCCACAUAAGCCGUUUUGGUAAUCGGCAUUCCCGUUGAUCAGUUUCAUCUUUCUCGGAUUUUAUCUGCUCGUCUAUCCCAAUCAAUAGCAAACCUGGCAGAAUGCAUUGGAUUUUUAAACUUUUUAAUAUUAAAAAAAAGCAAAAUAUAUUGGGUUUUUAAACUUUUUAAUAUUGAAAAGUGUUGUGUGAUGUGCUUAACUCCUUUGGGAAUUAAAUUCACUUGAUUAAAUAAAUUACUAACAUGUAUGCAUGAACAAUCUCAUCAUCAUAAUAAUGCUUUUCGCGCUCACAGGUCAAAGUUUGGCGGUCUUCUCUGGGCAACCUUAAUGAUUAGCUGUAUAUAAGCGCCCUUGUUUUAAAUGCCCUCAACGUGCACUAAACUAGAGCGUGAUGAAAGCCAUGUAUUACGGGAAAUAAAAUGAAAUGUAAUUAAACUCCACGUACAUGCACAUUUUAUGAAAAAACCACGUAUAGGUAUUAAUAAUUCAGCAAAGCCUUCGAUCCGCAUGCCCAUGGGAUCUAUAGUCGAAUAUCUAAUCGAAACGUCAUCACACAAUUUUUCAAAUGUUUACCAUAUUUGGAGUGAGCUAGCAUAUUGUAUUGCAUUUUUAAACGUUGUUGUUUUAAAUAAUGCACUUAUAUCUUUUAUGAAAUCAAUGGGAAUUAAAAUUAAUUCCGUGUAUUUAAAUUAUUUGGCGGAUAACGUCCAAAGAAUUAAUAGCAAAUGAAUUAAUUAUUGCCAUGUAUAUACAUUACUUUGUAGCUAAAAUUCUAGCAGAGGACGUUUGUAAAAACAGUGGCACACCAGUAACUGGAACUCAUCAGAAAUGUGAUUGCGCAACUGGAUUUAAAGGAUUUGACUGCAGUCAGAAAGGUUACUUUGAAUCAGAUUAAUUUAUUGAUAAUUAGAUUACUUGAGAAAAACAUUUUUAAUAAUUGUUAUUUUAUCAAUACGUGCAGUUACUGUGUGCGAUGGAAAUCCUUGCAGAAACUCAGCAGUGUGUGUGGACAAUGAUGAUGGUACAUUCACGUGCAAAUGUCAACCCAACUACGAAGGAAUUCUGUGCGAAAAAAAGGGUAAAAUUAGAAAAGAAGAAUAUGAUUCUAUAAUUUAUUUGAGGGAGCAUUGUACACCCGCGGUCGACUCGAAUAGACUGAAACUGCACGCAUGUCUGCGAAAUCCACUUAGUACAUUGUUACUGGCCUGUUGACCAAUGCAAGAAAAAAAUCCUCAACCAUAAAGUUGAAUUAACCAGAUUAUGUUAUAUGGAUUCUUUAACCAGGAAAUCUCGGUUAAUAGUCCACCUAACAUUACCUGGUUAUUUUAACCAUAUAGCCUGGUUAAGCUGAUUAACCAGGAACCUGCUUAAACUAGCCACGAUAGUGAUCAACUUAACUAGGAUUGUGAUUAAAUUAACCAGGAUUAAGUUACCCCCAAAAGAGUGUUAAUUUCAGAUUUAACCAGGAAGUGUUUAACCAGGGUGUUUCUAUAUAUAGUGUAAAAUAUUUUCUGAUAACUACGUUGUAUUUUUAAGUUCGUCCAUGUGACAAGCAGCCAUGUAAAAACAAUGGUAAUUGUUCAGAUGAUGGUGUAAAAUGUUUCAAAUGUGAAUGUCCUGAUGGAUUCAAAGGAUUUGAUUGUUCUAAGAAAGGUUACUAUAUACGAUUAUUAUAUUAUGAAGAUAAUGGAGCAUAAGUUUUGGUUAAUUGUGAUACAUUUAUGGUAGAUUAGUUGGUUUACAUGCAUGUUUCCACAAACAAAAACUUGUAUUAUCUUAUUAUUCGCCAUGCAUGUAUGCAUGCAUGCAAAACAACAAACCCUCAUUGUCCGACACCACCUGGUGAGCACGGCCGCCCAUAGCUUUUUUGAGGCCAGGGGCAAAAUACCCUCUUGCAGCUCGAUCUCUUCCGAAAAUUAAGGCUAUGUCUUAAUUGUAAAAAGCGUUCAAAUUAAGACAUUGCCUUAAUUUUAAACCUAACCCCCCCCCCCCCUAACCUCUAACCCCUAAUCCUAAUAAAUUCUUAGUCUAACCCUAAUUCAAUCCAAAUCUGGCGACCUCUUUUUUACAUUUUUUAAGCCAUAUCCUUAAUUUUCAGAGGUUUUACAAUUAAGAUAUAGCCUUAAUUUUGAGAAGGGAUCAUGUUGCCGCUUGGGAGGUUUUGCCCCCCCCCCUCUGGGCGGCCCUGCUGGUGAGUCUGUAAUUCUUUCCACAAUGAAAGUAUUUGACAAUGAAAAGCCUAUUCGAAAAUUAAUCCCUAAAAGAAUCGAUCAUUUUGUUUUUUUUUGUCGUUUUAUCAGACAAUAAAUGAAGAAAAUUUUUUAUAUAUAGUUCUACCAUGCGAAGUAUCUCCCUGCCAAAAUGGAGGUGUUUGUUCCAAUGAAGAAAACGGAAGUUUUAAAUGUACCUGUACAACUGGCUAUGCAGGUUUGGUGUGUACUAGGAAAGGUAACUGUCUAUAUAUGUUAAUUAUAUUUACAAAUAACAAUAAAUUAUUAUUUGAACGCUUACUAGGACGAAUCAAAAUCUUAUUGCAUGCAUGAUUAGUUCACUCUUAGUAUAUUAAUUUCAUGACUAAAGUCGCAUUAAAUUAAAUAAUUCAAACUCAGCAUCAUCCAUAUAUCAUGUAUUUAGGGAUGGGUCAAUGUUACCUGCUGGAACGAGAGCUGUAGGUUUUCGACUUCUCAAAGUCGUCAUCAGACAGAAAGAAAAAUUAAAUGAUAUAAUAUAUAAAUCUCGUCUUGUUUUAAUUCAAAUCUCGAAUAUUCUUCGGAAUUUAUUUCUUUCUAUAAUAUCUUAAAUUGUUGGCUAUUUGUGGUUUUUGGGAACAUAAACCGAAUUCUAAACCGAAUUCUAUUAGCGAUUUCUAUCGAGUGUAAGUAAUUUAGUCAGCCCGCGAUAGUCAGCCGCGGGUAGUCUGCCUCGUACAGACAGCUCUAAAAACGUAUAAUAUCCUUUUCAAAGCAAACUACAUGUAGGUCACAACUACUGCAUACGUAGAUCUGCCAAUAUAUUCUGCAUGUUUUGGUAUAACAUAAUCUAAUGCACCUGUUUUUAAAUAAGAUGAAUAAUCAUAAUAAUAAUAAUAGUAUAUACAUCUAUAUAUAGGUAUAUCUGACUUAUUAAACUUAAUUUCACAUGUAUAGAGACACUCUUUGCUUCUACUGUACUGGAAGGUAACAGUGAGUGGAUUGAUCAACUGCAGAAAUGGUUGCCGUCACAGCUACAGAAGAAAAAAAUGAAACUAUGCUACAGAGCUUCGGAUAACGGAUGGGCAUCCAGCACUUUCCACAACUUCUGCGAUAACAAAGGACCCACCGUUGUUUUGGUGCAAGCUGGAAAGUAUGUUUUCGGUGGAUAUGCUGCUGAAGCAUGGGGAGGUAAACAAAACAUUGCUAUUUUAAUGUACGACCCUUCUCUAGUUUCUAAAAUGUCAGACUGUUUGUGUAUUUCGAAGUCCCCUAUAGAGUUAUUGAUCGACGAAUACCUGUUUAAAAUAAGGCUGAAAUUUGUUAAGCCACGUAUAAGGCGUAGCCUGUGUUCCAGGGUAUAGGCGUAUAGCUAAUGGACUGGAACACAGGCUACGUAUAACUAGCAUUUGACAACAUUCUUUAUAUUCUUGUAUACGUACUAUCAUCAAUUGUUUUAUUGAUAUUAGCCUUAUGAGGUUAUUAAACAUGUGACGUAUAUAAUCUUUCCAAUUCCAUUAAAUGCAAAGCUGAAUUAUUAAUAAAACGUUUGUCAGUUUUGGAAUAUAAAAUAUUGAUAUAUAAAGAUAAUGGCAAGUGUGGUUGUUACACCCUAUAUGGACUAAUUAAUAUAUAGACAUCGAUUUAAUAUUGAUCAUCGAUUGUCUGUGAAUAGUUGUAUCCUUGUUUGAGAUCCGUUGUCAAUUGUUAAUAUCACCAAGUAGUUCAAACCACUCCUAGUUGUUGAGGGCAUUAUGAAAAAAGUUUUACCUAUUUUGGUGGUUGAAGUUGUUUUGAAAACUUCUAUAUCUGUGUAGAAAAUGGCUGUAUCUGUGAAUAUAGCAGACAAUAGUUAAUUCAGUGUUAAAUUUUUAUCCUGCAAUAUUUUUUUUAGGUUCUGCUCGUUACAUAAAAUCCGAUACAUCCUUCCUUUUCUCCUUCUCCAACAGAGACAGCCUUGAACCUUUUAAAUCCCCAGUCUACCAAAAUAGCGCGAAUGCAAUGUAUACCAAUAACGGUUAUGGUCCUACAUUCGGUGCUCAUGAUAUUUACAUUGCUAACAACGCUAAUGGUGGAAUAGCAUCCUACACCAACUUCGGUUACAGCUACAAACCACCCUCUGGUUAUAAGUAUGGUGGACAGGAAGCCAAACAGUUGUUGGCAGGAUCCUACAAUUUCACCCCUAGUGAUGUUGAAGUUUAUUAUUUUGACAAUGGUAAAUAGUUUUCUUGGACAGAUUGCUGGGGUCUGUUAAAAUAGCGUGUGUUUGAUAUCAGUUAAGGUCUGUAGAUUGCAAAUUUGGUUAUGUAAGGUGACUAAAGUGUGUGCUUUAAAUUUGUGAAAACUGAACAACUGAAAUAAAGAAUGGUUUGUUUUUGUAUUGGUAUAGUUUGAAUGGUAACUUACGGUCAUACACUCCGCAUAUAGUCGACACGGAGUUUUGUAUGCAGUGUUAUACAAAUUAGCAGCAAGUUCCCUUCG